AUGUUCGGGAAAGUGCCGCCGUCGAACACGCCGGGUCCGCCUAAUAAUAACGGCGGCCAUCAAGCGUCAGCCAAGUCGUGCACCGGCAGGCCGGCGACGGCGUCGUGUCUGCCGUGCUUCUCGGUGGAUGAGACGCCAAUAGUGAGCGCCGACGACAAGGUGAGACCUUGGCGACCGACGAAGGACAACGGCGACGAUUUACCCGCCGUGGUCUCCGAGGCGCCAAGCAACUCCCUGCAACCGCCCGCCAGCUUGAUGAUGGACGCCACAUCCCUCGCGAUGGAGGAGCUGCCUAGACCCUGCCGGAUCGACAAAACGACGACGACCACCACGACGACAACGACGACCUGCGCAUCCGUUUGUUCCAAGACUCCGGUCAAGUAUUCGCCGAAGGAAAACUCGUCGCAAGUCGGCAGGAAUCACGCCAACGCGAUGCAGAAGUGUCCCUCCGGUCAGAACUGCUUGAAUUACGCGAAGACCGGUGGCGUCGGUAGGUCGCGACGACCCCAGUCCACCUCGACCGCGAGGAAUCUUAACGUCGAGUCGUGUACGAGAGACUACAAGACCGCGAAGAAGAUUGUUGCCGUUAAUCGAGAGCCUCCGAGCGGUAAGGAGCUGCAGCAUCAGGCGACGUGUAACGAGCAGCAGUUGAAGUGCUUGCAGGGAUACGCCCCGUCGGGCGGUACGGUCGCUGCCAAAUUAUCCUCCGCGAGGUCUUCCGAGACGAUCCACGCGUCGCUGCCGGGCGGAAAGAGAUCCAGCGACGAGGACCUCCUCCCGACGGACACGUGCGCGAAUUACUUCGCGAACGGCGCGUCUAACGUGCCGGUGGUAGUGAACGAGCAGUUGCACGCGCAUCAGAAGCCGGCGAUUCCGAAGACGGUCAGCGAGGACGUCAAGGACGCCGGCGCCGGCGACUCCGCCGCGACCGUCGCCACCGCGCCACCCUGCGAGGAUGACGCCUGCGACAGCGAUUUCUCCACCUCGACACCGUCCAGUGACUGGACGAGGAUCAGCAGCGACGCGCUGCAGCAGAGCUGCGCGAACUGCCUGCCGCAGGAUCUGCCGACGGAGCUGCAGUCGUCCACCUCGCCGAGGAGUUACAAGGAGCUCAAGGAGAAGUGCCGCGACUCCCUUUGGCGGCCCACGGAGAUGGCGGAGAGCGGCGCGGUGCACGGACUGACGGUGUGCUCGGGCGAGACGUUUCAGGACUCGAGCUCGAAGAGACGCACCGGUGCGUCCUGCCAGGCGCUCAGGCACGCCGUCGCCUCGCUGAACCGCCUGGAUGACUUCUACAUGGAGAAGAUCGGCGCGGGUUUCUUCUCGGAGGUUUACAAGGUUACUCACAAAGUGACGAGUCAGGUGAUGGUGCUCAAGAUGAAUCAGCUGGCGGCGAACAGGCCGAAUAUGCUCAAGGAAGUCCAGCUGAUGAACAAGCUCAGCCAUCCGAACAUACUCAGGUUCAUGGGAGUGUGCGUGCACGAGGGUCAGCUGCACGCGUUAACGGAGUACAUUAACGGCGGCAGCCUGGAGCAACUGAUCAUGUCGCGGCACACGCCGUUACCGCACCUCGUCCGGAUGAAUCUGGCGCGGGACGUGGCCCGCGGUAUGGCCUAUCUGCACAGCCGCGGCCUCUUCCACCGUGAUCUCACGUCGAAGAACGUGCUGAUCAAGAGGGACGAGUGCAGCAACGAGAUGACCGCGGUGGUGGGCGAUUUCGGGCUGGCCGCGAAGAUACCCGAUCCCAGCACGGGCUACCGGCUGAGCACCGUCGGCAGCCCCUACUGGAUGUCGCCCGAGUGCCUCAAGGGCCAGUGGUACGACCACAGGUCCGACGUAUUCUCCUUCGGCAUCGUCGUGUGCGAGCUGAUCGGCCGGGUGCCCGCGGAUCCGGACGUUCUGCCACGCUCAGAUAACUUUGGCCUCGAUUACCUGGCCGUAGCGGAGAUCUGCGCGGCCGCCGAUCCGCCGCCCGCCUUCCUUCAACUCGCCUUCAAUUGCUGCACGUACGAACCCAAGUCCAGGCCGACCUUUCCGGAAAUCACGACCAGCCUGGAGACUAUGAUAGCGGCCUUCGAGGAGGAGCUGAAGAGCAACAUCGGCAAACGGCAGUCGACCGUCGAUUCAACGCUGAUGUCCAGCAUGGACGAGAUCGCGCGGGAGGGACGCACGACGAAGCGGCGCACCGCGAAGCUCAGGAGCCAAUCGGCGGACGCGAGAGGUUGCGAUAACGCGACGCCGUCGGACAAGGCGAGAUGCCAUUCCGCCAGGCGAGUCGCCGAACUCGCCAGCCGUCGCGAUCCGCAUUACAGACCGAUGACGGCGAAUCCAUUUCACGCACUGGGCGGCGUCAAGAAAAUCCUCGGCGACCUGUUCUCCAGCUGCCUGGAGCUACCCUCGUUGGAGGACGUGCGGCCCAGCGUCACCGACAGCGCGUGCAGCAAGUUCAAGCCGGCGCAAAACGAUAGCAUUGCCAAGAUCCUCGACAGAAAGAAGCCAAAUUCCGAACCGAGUAGUCCUACCGCCAGGAAAAAAUGGGAGAGAAAGGUCGCUACCAAAGUAGGUGCCGUGAGCCUGUUCGCCCAUCCGCUCUUCCGGGACGGCUGGGAGCCGCGGAGACGCGGCAGCUGCGAGUCGGGCUUCUGGAGUUGCGUCGGCGAGGACCUGAGCCCGGAGCCGCCGAAUCGACGGCACACGUCCACUCUCAGCAGCUCGGCGGCGAGCAGCCUGUUCCUGCUGGACGAUCAUCGGACCAGUUCGAUCUACACGGACUCGUCCGAGGACAUUGCCAGCCUGGGCGGCGGCGAUUCCUGCUGGGAGGACCGUCUGAACGGCAUCGGCUCGUCGAGCAAGACCAUCUCGAAGAUCGUCGAGUACUUCGAGAGGAAGCAAGCGGGUAGACUCGGCGAUCACGGCGACGCCGCCGGUCCCAGCCGUCUGACGUUACUGCGGGCCAGUCUCGAGGGGCCCGUGCCCAUCAGCAGCAUCUCGGCCGCGCAACGGCUGGUCGUGUGCGAAGGUGCCGUGCGCAGUAAACUUGCGUUAUUUGACAAGAAGUGAUAUUACGCGUG
Molecule: messenger RNA, 3071 nt
Organism: Wasmannia auropunctata (little fire ant)
Lineage: Eukaryota; Metazoa; Arthropoda; Insecta; Hymenoptera; Formicidae
Gene: cdi
Exons: 5
Coding region: 1-3060 (1019 amino acids)
Biological process (GO): actin cytoskeleton organization; protein phosphorylation
Cellular component (GO): nucleus; cytoplasm
Molecular function (GO): protein serine/threonine kinase activity; ATP binding
Source: RefSeq, a predicted model, not a curated record